This is a messenger RNA of Monoraphidium neglectum, 3825 nucleotides long. RefSeq lists its product as hypothetical. The annotation marks the transcript as partial. The transcript has 5 exons. NCBI's taxonomy places the organism in Eukaryota, Viridiplantae, Chlorophyta, Chlorophyceae, Sphaeropleales, Selenastraceae. Gene Ontology annotation, molecular function: protein binding. The record is from RefSeq and is a predicted model, not a curated record.
AUGGCCUCCGCCGCCGCGCGCAGGGCGGUGGCCGCGCAGUUGAAGGAGCGCCGGGCGGCCGCCAAGCGCGCCGCAGCCGACAACACGCGCACGAGCGUUUACAAGGGUGGCGUGGAGAUCGGGGAAAUCGGGGAGGAUGACACCAGGGCUGAGCGGGAGCUGGAGGAGAAGUACCAACGCGGCCAACAGGACGACGCCCGGGCCGUCAGCCGUGCCCACGCGCAGCGGGAGGCGACCGCGGCCAGCACCGUGGCGUGGCAGCGCGCGCGCGUGCUGCUGCAGUCAGUCGCACCCGCGCGGGACCGCGCCGCGCGCGCUGCCGCCGAGGCGGCCGCCGCAGGGGAGGCGGCGGCGGCAGCGACGGCAGCCGCAGUCGCGGCGCGAGCGCAGGCGAGCGAGGCGCGCGUGCUGUCCUGCGGUGCGGGCCAGUCGCUCGCUGCGGCGUUUGCUGCUGAGAAUGGGGCCGUGCCGCAGGCACCCCAGGGGGACAGCGCGCAGAACGCAGGCGCAGACGCUGACGAGGACGGCGAUGAUGGCCCUGUGGAGUCCGGGAGCGCGGCUGUGGCUGAGGCAGCGGCCAAUGUGGCGACCGGCGAGGCCGCGGCAGCGCAGCAGGAUUCAAAGCAGGAAGGAGAGCUUGGCAGUGAGGGACAGCAGGAGCGGGAGCAAGAGCAGGAUGUAAAGCAGCAGGAGCGGGAGCAGGAGCGGGAGCAGGAGCGGGAGCAGCAGCAGGAGCAGCAGCAGGAGCAGCAGCAGCAGGAGCAGGAGGAGCAGCAGAAGCUAGAGCAAGAACGGAAGCAGCAAGUUGAACAGCAGCAGGAGCAGGACGAGCUGUCCCAGCAGCAGCAGCAGCAGCAGCAGCAGCCGCCGCCGCUGCAGCAGCAGCAGCAGCCAGCCGCCGGCGCGGCUGAACCCCCCUCCCUCGAGGCCAUCAACGCGCGGGGCCGCGAGCUGUUCGCCGCCGGCGACGUCCCCGGCGCGGUCGCCGCGUGGCGCCAGGUCGUGCUGGAUGACCCAGAGCACGCGGGCGCACUGUGCAACCUGGCGGCGGCGCUGAGGGCGGCCGGCGACAGCCUCGGGGCGCGGCGGGCGGCGACGGACCUGCUUGCGUUGCCUGAGGGGCGCGCCAAGCCGGAGCAGCGGGUCAAGGCUAAGCACAGGCUGGCCCUCGCACUCGAGGACCUCGGAGAGUUCGAGGAAUCGCUGUCGCUGCUGUCCGAGGUUGCCGAGGUGCACGGCCAGGCGCAGGGGUGCCACUCUGACCUGGUUCGCCUGUCGGACAAGGUGCGGCGGCGCCGCGAGUCCGAUGUGCGCGGGGCAGGCUCCCUCGGCGGCGCGUCGGCGGCUGCGUCCGGCGGCGGCGCGCUCGGCGCGCCGGACGCGGGUGCGGCGGCGCUCGGCUGGGUGGAAGACGAGGAGGCGCCCGUGGCCAUUGGCGCGUCGGCACUGGCGGCGGCCGGCGCAGCGGCUGCUGCCACAGAUGUGGAGCGCGCCAAGUCCGCGGCCGCGGCGCCUGCCGCGGCGGUAAGAGCAGAGGCGGCGGCCGGCGCACGAGUCAGGGGCCGUUUUAGGGUGGUUGAAGAGUCGACAGAUUCGUCAGAGGAGCCCGAGGACGAGCCGGCGCCGGCCGUGGAUGCAGCCCGACCGGGCUCCGCGCCGCCCGCCGGCGCCGCCGGCGCCGCGCGGGGGCGCUUCACCAUCGUGGCGGACAGCUCUGAUGAGGAGGAGGAGGAGGAGGAAGAGGGCGGCGGCGGCGGCGCACCGCAGGGAGCGGGGCAUGAGGGCCACCAGUGGCAGCAGGAGGGGCGGCAGGGGCAGGAGCAGCAGGCGCGGGACGCGGCGCAGGAGCCAGGGUCUUCUGGACGGGAGGCGAGGGCCGGCCGGGCGCCCGAGGCGCGGGGCGGCUCGCAGCAGGGGCCGCAGGGCAGCGGCGCCGAAGGCGUGCCCACUGCGGUCCCCGAGCAGGCGGCAGGGGAGCCGACGGUGCCGCUGUCAGUAAGCAUCCCCGGCCGCACGACAGCGCUGUGCGUGCAGCUGCCCGAGUCCGUGCUUGGUGAGGCGCGCGCGGCGCAUGAACUGGACACCCGGCUGGCCAGCGAGGGCUUCACCCGCGUUUUCGAGGCCGCCCGCAAGAACAUUGACAAGCAGCGGCGUGCCGGGGGCGCCGGCGGCGGGAAGGGCGAGGGGGCGGAGGAGGGCGACUCGACGGCCAUGCUGCAGGCUCUGCAGGCGCAGGUUCAGGAGCGCAAAUCCGCGGUUUUGGCCGCGCUGGGCGGCGGCGAGCGGCUGCUGCGGGCGGGCAAGGCGGCCGAGGCGCUGGCGCAGCUGCGGCGGGCGGCGGAGCUCGCGCCGGGGGACGCGCGCGCGCGGGCGCUCGGCGCGCAGGCAUAUCUGAAGCUGCGGCGCCCGGAAAAGGCGCUGCAGGAGGCUUCUGUCGCGCUGGCCCUGCAGGCCGGCUUUGAUGGCUCGCGCGCAACUACCUGGGCCCCAGAGGACGGCUCCUGGGCAGCCGGCGUGCUCGCGCGCCGCGCGGCGGCGCUGAGGCAGCUUGGCCGCACGAAGGAGGCUCUGCAGGUGCGCGGCGCGGGCGCGCCGCUGGCUGCGAGGCAGGCGCUGGCCGCCGACCCUGCUGACCCAUCGCACUCCCAGCUGGAGGCGCAGCUGCGGGAGCUGUACAGGCAGGAGGUUGCGCAGCAGGUGGCCCUUAAGCAGCAGCAGCAGCAGCAGCAGCAGCAGCAGCAGGGCCAGACGCAGGGGCAGCGGAAGGGGGUUCAGGAGGGGAAGCAGGCCGGGGGCGCAACCGCUUCUGCUGCGGUCGACACUCAAUCGGCCCGGAAGGCGCGAAAGGCGGCAGCCCACAGGGAGCAAGACACGGCCGCUACCGCCGCCGCGGAGCCGAGUGCAGCGGCGCCGCCCGCCAGCCAGCAGCCUGGCGGCCCGGCCGCCGACGAGGCCAGCGCCCCGCGUGCGGGGGCCGCGGCUGGCGCCGUGCGAGUGGAGGCGGAAGCGGCGGCGGCUGAGGCGGCGGCUGAGGAAGCGGCUGAGGCGGGGGCAGCGGCGCGGCAAGGAGGGGAUAGCCAGCAAGUUGUGGUGUGGCGAAUGAACCCGAUCACCGUCGAAGAGGUCAGCGGCGGCGAGUCGGAGGAGGAGGAGCAGGAGCAGGAGCAGGAGCAGGAGCAGGCAAAGGGACAGGAUGCAGGGCUGCAGGAGGGCGGGCGCGUUGGGCAGGCAGGCAGCGGCGCAGGGAGCGGGCAGGAGGGCGUGCCGGCCACCGCGGCCGGCGGCCCCGGCCCCGUGCAACAGGCAUUCGCCAACGGUAAUGGUGUGCACGCUGAAGACGAGGCCGCGCCGCCUGCUGCCAACGGCACGGGCGCCGCGGUUGCGGCCGCGGCGGGGCCGACCGAGGCUGCAGCGGCGCGCGUCAUCGCCGGCCUGGCCGGCCGCAAGCCGCCGCCGCCGCGCAGCGCAGUCGACAUGCACAAGGCCUUCCAGUCGCUGCUGCCCCGGCAGCAGCAGCAGCAGCAGCAGCAGCAGCAGCAGCAGCAGCAGCAGCAGCAGCAGAAGGUGCCCGAUGUGCUUGUCGAUUACGUGACGUCCAUCCAGCCGGGCCAGUACAAAUCCAUCAUCAAGGGCGGCCUUGAUGCCGACCUGCUGGCCCCGCUGCUGGCCGCCAUCGCAGCAGCUGCGGGCGCCGGCCCAGGCGGCGCCGCGUUUGCCGCCGAGGCGCUCGCCGCGCUCGCGCGCGUGGAGCGCUUCGGGCUGGUUACGAUGAUGGCGCGCAGGGGGCGCGGCGCGGGGGGCGUGGCGGGCGACGCGCGGCGCGCG